This is a messenger RNA of Salmo salar (Atlantic salmon), 6133 nucleotides long. NCBI's taxonomy places the organism in Eukaryota, Metazoa, Chordata, Actinopteri, Salmoniformes, Salmonidae. The record is from RefSeq and is a predicted model, not a curated record.
GUGCUCAUAAAUGUAUAAAAUAAAUCAUUACGAAUCGAAUGAGAAGGGACGUCGCGGUAGAAUCAGUGACAGGAUAAUGUUUGAGGACCGUCGGUCAGCUGUUGACGGCUCCACCCCCGCUACCUGUACAUCUCCCGAGCCAUCUUCCAAACCGAUCUGACCCAGAUCAGCUGGCCGAAGCAAGAAGAGGACAAGAGAACCUAUGGAAAGCGUUAUCGCAAAAUAUUUUCUGAAAGGGAAUAAAUUAGAAAACCGCGGUUAUAAAGAGAGAAAGUAGUCGUCAACAGCUAGCGAGUAACGGACCCAGAAAGCGGCGAUUGGUUCUCAACAAGGUGGAGUUGUGUGAGCGAGGGAUACCCAUCGAUUGCGCUUUACGCUAUUCGGUUACCAGAUGCAGGAACCUGAACGACAGGUCGCACGAAGAUAAGAGCUGCCUUUUCUGGAAAUAUUGAACCGUUACACCAGAAGAAACAAACAAAGAAGAACAGUAAUUGGGAUUUCCUAUAUGGAAUUAAAUGAAAGAGUUUUAAAGAAAUAUCAGAUUUUUACAUACAAUUCGCAUUUAGAUAUGUCUUCUUUUACGAUGUGUGAAUGACUGCUGUAUAUGUAACUAUCACAUCCUGUCAUUUGAAGUGAAGUUUGUGCGUAACAGGUCGCUGAGAACACAACAUUUACAUAGAAGAAGGACUGAUGAAAACGGACCGGGCAGACUAGAGGAAGAAGAAGGUAGUUAGUUUAAACAAUAUGGCUGAAUUGUGGAGUAAGGGACACUGGCUGGAACUACUCAAAGAGUCUGGAUGCUAGUUAUAGAACAUGGCAAUCUAUCCCUGGGCAUCGGUAGCCUCAGAAUAAUGCCUAAAGGUAAACAUAGUUACUAUCCGGACUCUCCCUCUAUCCGCAUAUCCAAGAUGGAUGUGAUCAUCCCGUUCUCCCCAGAUGUGCCUUGUGAUAGCAACGGGCAACGUAUGUGGUGGGCUUUCCUCGCCUCGUCCAUGGUUACGUUCUUUGGAGGUCUCUUCAUCAUUCUUCUCUGGAGAACUCUCAACUACCUGUGGACCGUCUGCUGCCACUGUAAUACCAAGAAGAAGAAUGUUCAUCGGGUCCAUCACCCUAUCUCCCAUGGGGAUGGCAUCAAGCACACCAAGGAGACGGUGGCUGCUCUCAGCGAGGUGGGCUGGAUGACCUCCGUCAAAGAUUGGGCCGGGGUCAUGAUAUCAGCCCAGACACUGACAGGCAGAGUCCUGGUGGUGCUUGUCUUUGCCCUCAGCAUCGGAGCCCUUGUAAUAUACUUCAUAGAUUCCUCUGACCCCAUCGAGUCCUGUCAGAACUUCUACAAAGACUUCACGCUACAGAUCGACAUGGCUUUCAACGUCUUCUUCCUCUUGUACUUUGGUCUACGGUUCAUAGCGGCCAACGACAAGCUGUGGUUCUGGCUGGAGGUGAACUCAGUGGUGGACUUCUUCACUGUUCCCCCGGUGUUCGUGUCCGUCUAUCUCAACAGGAGCUGGCUUGGCUUACGUUUUUUAAGGGCCUUAAGAUUGAUACAGUUCUCAGAAAUCUUACAGUUUUUGAAUAUAUUAAAAACAAGCAAUUCCAUAAAACUGGUGAACUUGUGUUCAAUCUUCAUAAGCACAUGGCUAACAGCUGCAGGCUUCAUACAUUUGGUGGAAAACUCAGGGGAUCCUUGGGAAAACUUCCAAAAUUCCCAGUCACUUUCCUACUGGGAAUGUGUCUACUUACUGAUGGUUACUAUGUCCACUGUGGGCUAUGGAGACGUGUAUGCCAAAACUACCCUGGGACGACUUUUCAUGGUCUUCUUCAUCCUUGGUGGUUUGGCCAUGUUUGCUCGCUACGUGCCAGAAAUUGCUGCUCUCAUCCUUAAUCGGAAGAAAUACGGAGGGAGUUAUAACUCGACCCGAGGCAGAAAGCACAUCGUGGUCUGUGGUCAUAUUACCCUUGAAAGUGUGUCCAACUUCCUUAAAGACUUCCUACACAAGGACAGGGAUGAUGUCAAUGUAGAAAUUGUUUUUCUCCAUAAUAUUUCCCCUAAUCUUGAGCUGGAAGCCUUGUUUAAACGGCACUUCACCCAGGUGGAGUUCUACCAGGGAUCUGUUCUCAACCCACACGACCUGGCCAGAGUCAAGAUAGAGUCAGCAGAUGCCUGUUUGAUCCUAGCUAAUAAAUACUGUGCAGACCCUGAUGCUGAGGAUGCUUCCAACAUCAUGAGGGUGAUAUCCAUCAAGAACUACCAUCCGAAGAUCAGAAUCAUUACCCAGAUGUUGCAGUACCACAACAAGGCCCACCUUUUGAACAUUCCCAGUUGGAACUGGAAGGAGGGGGACGAUGCCAUUUGCCUUGCUGAGCUGAAGCUUGGCUUCAUAGCACAGAGUUGUCUGGCUCAGGGCCUCUCCACCAUGCUGGCCAACCUCUUCUCCAUGAGGUCCUUUAUCAAGAUUGAAGAGGACACGUGGCAGAAGUAUUACCUGGAAGGAGUAGCCAAUGAAAUGUACACUGAGUACUUGUCUAGUGCCUUUGUGGGCUUAUCCUUCCCCACCAUUUGUGAACUGUGCUAUGUGAAGCUAAAGCUGCUACUGAUCGCUAUCGAGUACAAGUCUGAUAUACGGGAAAGCAGCACUCUCAUCAACCCUGGGAACCAUGUGAAGAUGCAGGAAGGAACCUUGGGGUUCUUUAUCGCCAGCGAUGCCAAAGAAGUUAAGAGGGCACUUUUCUACUGCAAAGCUUGCCACGAUGACAUCACAGAUCCCAAAAGGAUAAAGAAAUGUGGAUGUAAACGAUUGAUCUAUUCCAAGAUGUCCGUCUACAAGAGAAUGACGCUGGCAUGUUGUUUUGAUUGCGGCCGUUCAGAGCGUGACUGCUCUCGCAUGUCAGCCAAUGUGCAUCACCAUAGUAAAGCGAAGGACACCCUUCAGCAGCGUGGCUUCCCUCUCUCUCCUGUCUCUCUUAAUGAUUGCUCGACCACUUUACGUGCCUCAAAAAAUAACUAUAACGGAUAUAUCAAAUCAAUGGAAGAGGAGCAGCAGUCAGCCGUUUCUCCUAAAAAGAAACAAGUCAAUGGAAACACGAGGAACUCACCCAACGGUUCACCAAAAAUGAUGAGGCAUGACCCUCUCCUCAUGCCGGGGAAGGAACAGAUUGAGAACAUGGACGUGAACGUGAAGAAAUACGACUCCACAGGGAUGUUCCACUGGUGCCAGUCCAAAGACAUUGAGAAGGUCAUCUUGACCCGGAGCGAAGCUGCCAUGACUGUUCUAAGCGGCCACGUGGUCGUCUGUAUAUUUGGAGACGCAAAGUCGGCUUUGGUGGGCCUUAGGAACCUUGUGAUGCCUCUGAGAGCUAGCAAUUUCCACUACCACGAGCUGAAACCCAUUGUGUUUGUGGGUUCUCUGGAGUACCUGAAGAGGGAAUGGGAGACCCUUCACAACUUUCCCAAAGUCUCCAUCUUACCUGGCACACCAUUAAGCCGGGCCGAUCUGAGGGCCGUCAAUAUCAACCUCUGUGACAUGUGUGUCAUCCUGUCAGCCAAUCAGAGCAAUAUUGACGACGCUUCACUGCAGGACAAGGAAUGCAUCCUGGCGUCACUCAACAUCAAGUCUAUGCAGUUUGAUGACAGCAUCGGGGUGUUGCAGGCUACCUCCCAAGGUUUCACCCUGCCAGGCAUGGACAGGUCCUCUCCUGAAAACAGUCCAGUUCAUGGGGGGUUGGUACGACAGGCUUCCAUCACAACAGGAGCCAAUGUCCCCAUCAUCACUGAACUAGCACCGUUAGUAAAACCAGCAGGCAAAGUCCUACCUGUGAUUUCAUUCAGUCAGGAUACAAGCAGUGGGAUCAACAUACACAUAAUAACAGAACUGGUGAACGACUCCAAUGUUCAGUUCCUGGACCAGGAUGAUGACGAUGACCCUGACACAGAGUUGUACCUCACUCAACCCUUCGCCUGUGGGACGGCUUUCGCAGUCAGUGUGCUGGAUUCCCUGAUGAGUGCUACAUACUUCAAUGAUAAUAUCCUCACCCUGAUCCGGACGCUGGUAACAGGGGGGGCCACUCCGGAGCUGGAGGGUCUGUUGGCGGAGGAGAAUGCAUUACGAGGAGGCUACAGCACGCCGCAGACCCUCGCUAACCGGGACAGGUGUCGUGUUGCACAGCUAGCCUUGUACGAUGGGCCAUUUGCUGACUUGGGGGAUGGUGGUUGCUAUGGUGACUUGUUUUGUAAAGCGUUAAAAACAUACAACAUGCUUUGCUUUGGAAUUUACCGAUUGAGGGACGCCCAUCUAAACACACAAAGUCAUACAAGUCAAUGCACUAAACGAUAUGUAAUAACCAACCCACCGUAUGGUUUUGAGCUGGUGCCAUCAGACCUGAUCUUCUGCCUGAUGCAGUUUGACCACAACGCGGGUCAGUCCCAGGCCAGCCUCACCCAUAGCUCCCACUCCUCCCAUUCGUCCAGCAAAAAGAGCUCCUCCGUCCAUUCUAUCCCCGCCACCAACCGCACCAACCGCGCCAAGAGCAGGGACUCACGGGAUAAACAAAAAAAAGACAUGCUUUACAGAUGAGCCUGAGAACGCAGCUUACCCCAGGAAGUCGCACUGUAGUCACACAGCCAACCACCAGGUCAUCCACCAGGUUAACCAGAACCCUUACAAAUCCACCAACAACCUCAUCCCAUCCAUCAGAGAGGUGGAGGACGAAUACUGAACUACAGAACCCUAUGUUGACACCUACAGUAGAACCCACCUGGAGAACACCUGGAACUAGAACCCAAGAACAGCUAGAACCCACCUACAGAACACCUGAUACUAGAACCCCAAAACAGCUAGAACCCACCUACAGAAUACCUGGAACUGGAACCCCAAAACAGCUGGAACCCACCUACAGAACACCUGGUACUAGAACCCCAAAACAGCUAGAACCCACCUACAGAAUACCUGGAACUGGAACCCCAAAACAGCUGGAACCCACCUACAGAACACCUGGUACUAGAACCCCAAAACAGCUAGAACCCACCUACAGAAUACCUGGAACUGGAACCCAAAACCAGCUGGAACCCACCUACAGAACACCUGAUACUGGAACCCAAGAACAGCUAGAACCCACCUACAGAACACCUGGAACCCAAAAACAGCUAGAACCCACCUACAGAACACCUGAUACUAGAACCCAAGAACAGCUAGAACUCACCUACAGAACACCUGGAACUGGAACCCAAGAACAGCUAGAACUCACCUACAGAACACCUGGAACUAGAACCCAAGAACAGCUAGAACUCACCUACAGAACACCUGGAACUAGAACCCAAGAACAGCUAGAACUCACCUACAGAACACCUGGAACUAGAACCCAAGAACAGCUAGAACCCACCUACAGAACACCUGGAACUAGAACCCAAGAACAGCUAGAACUCACCUACAGAACACCUGGAACUGGAACCCAAGAACAGCUAGAACUCACCUACAGAACACCUGGAACUAGAACCCAAGAACAGCUAGAACUCACCUACAGAACACCUGGAACUAGAACCCAAGAACAGCUAGAACCCACCUAGAGAACACCUGGAACUAGAACCCAAGAACAGCUAGAACCCACCUAGAGAACACCUGGAACUAGAACCCAAGAACAGCUAGAACCCACCUAGAGAACACAUGAAACUAGAACCCUGCUCCAGUGGAACUGGAAUCUGAAGAACACUUUAAAGCUAGAAUCCUUAGUUGCUACAUCAAUUUAUGGACUUAUAAAUGAAUGAUCAAAACAUCAAUGCUGCAUAAUAAACCUCAUGGAAAAGUGCAUAUGUACAGUAGCUACAGUAACAUCAUAUCAACGGGCUUUUUGACAUGUUUUAUACAUAUGAACAUAUAAAUGAAGUAAUAUACAUAUAAAUACAAUCAGAUGUCAAUCAAAUGUACUGUCAGUCAGUCGCUAACGCUAACACUCAGCCAUGUAGUUUGCACAGCCAGUUCCUUAGUGACCAGACUCCAUCAGUUACCCAUUUUGGAGAAUGAGGGUCGCUUCAGUCAGAGUAGCAAAGCAACGCAAUGCAAGAUAACAUAUGAUGAAACAUUAUAAUAGAGUGUUAUCAAACUGGACUGAUUAUUUGCCAAUAAAAACCAUAUACAUUGUU